Danio rerio (zebrafish) is the source of this 981-nucleotide messenger RNA. The record is from RefSeq and is marked predicted. NCBI's taxonomy places the organism in Eukaryota, Metazoa, Chordata, Actinopteri, Cypriniformes, Danionidae.
AUGUACACAACAUCACAGUUCUUAUGCAGGGCAGACAGAAGUUCAAGAGUUUGCACAAAACUGACUGUCGACAAUCUUUAACACAGUGAUCAGAAAGUAGAAGGGGACAGAGGACAAAGCCCAGAGGGAAGCCACAUAUUCCCUAAGAAAAACCCUUCCUCACCAUGGCUGUUUCCACAACAACGAAAAAUCUGAUGGUGCCUUUGGUGGUUGUGGCGUUUUUGUCUCCAUGUCUUGGCAUGAGCAACGAAGUGGAUUAUGGGAACUGGAACUACAGAGAGGGAGCGGAGAAUGUGAACGUGGCCAACAUACGCAGCGUGACUCGAGUGUUGGACGCCUGGGGCAAACGCAUAUUCAAAGAUAUCAAGACCCUUUUACACUCACAGCCCAAUGCCCUUCUGCCAGACUAUUCCAGGGUUCGUCCUCUCUCGGAGUCUCUGAAUGAUCUCUUCAGGGAGGUUUCACAUUUACAGAAGCGCAUCACAGACCUUAAUAAUCGCCUCUCAACCCUGGAGCCCUUCCUCCGCCAGCACGGGUACAGGGAGGAGGGGGAGGAUGGAGAAGACGGCAGGGGCCCGGAGAGCGCGAGGGCCGGGCCGAGUCAAGCGAAGUUUCCGCGGCGGUACACGGUGCGAGUGGUCCGUCCUGUGACCCGGGCGCUGAGAAGCAGACGGGUGAAAGUGAUCCAAAACGAAAGCAGAACGGUCAAAUCGAGUGAGAGGUAGAUGGAGAGAUGGAAGAUUUGCAAAUAUUAUCCUCAGAUAGUAAUGUUGUUAUUAUUCAUACAGGAUUAUAUUUGGAUUGGAAAUUUAAUCUUUAUAUUAGACGUGUUCGUAUAGGCUAUCUACUUUUGGUCCUCAUGCUCGGGCCUCACAAGUGCGAUUAAAGUUCCCCGGCAGAAUAAAAUAAUGUUGGUUAUGUUUAAUUUAAUUUCUGUGGGGAUUCUUUAAUGAAAUACAGUAGCCUAUGUGUAUCCAGAAC